AUUUUAUAAUUCUCUUCUUCCAUUUCUUCCAAACUACUCUGCUAUUGGCUCAAAAAUAUCCUUUUCCACCUCUGCAAUCUCCGUCUCCUUCAAUUUCAACUCAAGCAAAUCCACCUCUCUCACCAGUUUCAUCACUUUCAGGUACGGGGGCUAAUUGAUGGCGUCGAAGAGGAUAUUGAAGGAGCUCAAGGAUCUGCAGAAGGAUCCUCCCACAUCAUGCAGUGCUGGUCCAGUGGCAGAGGAUAUGUUCCAUUGGCAAGCAACAAUCAUGGGGCCUACAGAUAGCCCUUAUGCUGGAGGUGUAUUUUUGGUUUCAAUUCAUUUCCCUCCAGAUUAUCCUUUUAAGCCUCCAAAGGUUGCCUUCAGAACUAAGGUUUUCCAUCCCAACAUCAAUAGCAAUGGAAGUAUUUGUCUGGAUAUUCUUAAGGAGCAGUGGAGUCCAGCAUUAACCAUAUCCAAGGUCCUGCUGUCCAUCUGCUCUCUGUUGACAGACCCAAACCCAGAUGAUCCUCUUGUACCUGAAAUUGCUCACAUGUACAAGACUGACAGGGCCAAAUACGAAACCACUGCUCGUAGCUGGACUCAGAAAUACGCAAUGGGAUGAUGCACAAAAUUGUCUCCAGGCAUGUCUGGGACUUUUGUAACAGCAAUGUCUUAUUGUGCUUGGGGUGAAUGAAUAAAUUCCGUGAAAAGAACUUGGUUACUUCUUAAUCUCCCUUCAUGUGGGUUGUCAAGGGAACGGUGUUUUCAAUUUGUGAAUAUCUAUUUGAUGACUAGUAAGGGAGAAACUGCAAUGUACGUAAUUCUACUUUGUUUGCCAGUUUGACAUGCGCCUUUCCCCUAAUUUGUCUGACAAAUAUGGUGAGAUCUUUGAAUUUUAGGGUUGAUUCACAAUUAUCAACCUGAAUUCUCAUCUGGUACCAUUGUUGAAAAUGGAAAUGGAGAUAACAAGCAAUUUUAUUAUUA
Molecule: messenger RNA, 966 nt
Organism: Solanum tuberosum (potato)
Lineage: Eukaryota; Viridiplantae; Streptophyta; Magnoliopsida; Solanales; Solanaceae
Product: ubiquitin-conjugating enzyme E2-17 kDa-like
Exons: 5
Coding region: 158-604 (148 amino acids)
Source: RefSeq, a predicted model, not a curated record